GGAGCACGCGAGUCGCCACAAAGAGAAGAAGAGAAAUUGACACAUUCUGCUAAUUCUCUUACACUUGAACUUCGCCUCUGUUUCUCCGCCGGUGAACCUCUCCGCUCCGCCGCCAUCGCCGCCGUGAAGGUAACUCCUAACGCCCUUUCUGAUGAAGAAGACGGUGUAGAAAACUGGAAAUUCUCGUUUAUUUCUGUUUCACCGGCAGCAAUAAUGAGCAUUGUUCUUUUCAAAUGCUGUGACAUCAAGCAGCAAUAACUGUAAGGAAGUUUGGAGGUACUUCUAGUCUUUGGAAGGGAACAAUUGUUAGAAUUUAUUGUGUAAUUAUUGUGGGGAAUAGUCAUUCAAUUUGGAUGUAAUGGAAGUUUGUGCUGCAAGUUCCCAUUCCAAUGGGAAACAUACUUUGAAGCAUUCUAAAUCUGCAGAUGAAGUUAAAAGAUCCAAUGAAAAGGCCUAUAGAAGUUCUCAUUCCAAUGGGAAGCAAAAUUUGAAGCAGACUUCCAAUUUUGUCAAUCAUGCUGCAAUUGCUUGGCAUGAGAAUAGAAAAAGAUGGGUUGGUGAUAAGUCUCGACAUCCACCAAGAGAGGCUAAGGAUCCAAUUAUUAGCUGGUCAACAUCAUAUGAAGAGCUGCUUUCAACUAACGAGCCUUUUGCAGAGCCAAUACCCUUACCUGAGAUGGUAGAUUUCUUAGUAGAUAUUUGGUAUGAUGAAGAAGGCAUCUUUGACUAAAUUGUUGAAACUCCUAGUUAAUGGCAACUGAAACAAGGAGCUGUGUAAAGCCUUUAACCUGCAUUGACCUCCAUUUCUCUUGUAGGUGUCCACUUACAGAUCAAUAUCACAGUAGAGGGAGACUUUGAUCUCCACAUUAACCUCCUAGCAUGAAAUUUUUCUUGAUGUACUGAUAUUCUGAUAAACUUCACGAUUAGUGGGUUAUUAUUUUCCACCAUUUAUUUAGUGGUGGCAAAUUUGAUUAUUUGAAAAGAUAAAAAUAUAUGUAUCUAAUCUAUUUGUAUCUGCUGAUCCAUCAGCAAACAUUCAAGAUCUCAUUCAUGGGUGAAAUAGUGGAUUCUUCUUGAACA
Lotus japonicus is the source of this 1080-nucleotide messenger RNA. RefSeq lists its product as uncharacterized. The coding region runs from base 359 to 730 and encodes 123 amino acids. The record is from RefSeq and is a predicted model, not a curated record. The transcript has 5 exons. NCBI's taxonomy places the organism in Eukaryota, Viridiplantae, Streptophyta, Magnoliopsida, Fabales, Fabaceae.